Microtus oregoni (creeping vole) is the source of this 378-nucleotide messenger RNA. RefSeq names its product 40S ribosomal protein S25-like. The coding region runs from base 1 to 378 and encodes 125 amino acids. The transcript has a single exon. Lineage: Eukaryota; Metazoa; Chordata; Mammalia; Rodentia; Cricetidae. Gene Ontology annotation, molecular function: structural constituent of ribosome. The record is from RefSeq and is a predicted model, not a curated record. Gene Ontology annotation, cellular component: cytosolic small ribosomal subunit.
AUGCCGCCCAAGGGUGACAACAAGAAGAAAGAUGACGGAAAGUCGGCCCAAAAGGACACAGGCCCAGUAAAUAAGUCUGGUGGCAAGGCCAAAGGGAAGAAGUGGUCCAAAGGCAAAGUUCAGGGCAGGCUCAACAAUCUAGUCCUGUUUGACAAGGCUCCAUAUGACAAACUCUGUAAGGAAGUUCCUAACUGUAAGCUUAUUACUCCAGCUGUGGUCCCUGAGAGACUCAAGGUUCAGGGUUCCUUGGCCAGGGCAGCCCUUCAGGAGCUGCUUAGUAAAGGGCUCAUCAAGCUGGUUUCAGAGCUCAGAGCCCAAGUAAUUUCCACGAGAAACACAAAGGGUGAGGACGCCCCAGUUGCUGGUGAAGAUACAUAA